Mus pahari (shrew mouse) is the source of this 353-nucleotide messenger RNA. RefSeq names its product Ca(2+)-independent N-acyltransferase. The transcript is spliced from 2 exons. Gene Ontology annotation, cellular component: cytoplasm. Lineage: Eukaryota; Metazoa; Chordata; Mammalia; Rodentia; Muridae. Gene Ontology annotation, biological process: N-acylphosphatidylethanolamine metabolic process. The record is from RefSeq and is a predicted model, not a curated record. The annotation marks the transcript as partial. Gene Ontology annotation, molecular function: A2-type glycerophospholipase activity; glycerophospholipid phospholipase A1 activity.
GUGAGUUUGAGGCAGGGAGCAUCACCUCUAUCUUCAGCAACCGAGCUGUGGUGAAGUACAGCAGGCUGGAGGAUGUGCUGCAUGGCUGCUCCUGGAAGGUCAACAACAAGCUGGACGGCACCUACCUGCCGCUGCCGGUGCACAAGAUCAUCCAGCGCACAAAAAACAUGAUAAACAAGAUAGUUCAGUACAGCCUAAUUGAGGGGAACUGUGAGCACUUUGUCAAUGACCUCAGAUAUGGUGUGCCCAGGAGCCAGCAGGUGGAGCACGUCCUGGUGGAGGGAGUGAAGGCUGCAGGAGCGGUCCUCUCGGCAGUAGUAGAUAGCAUAAGACCCAAACCCAUAACUGCUUGA